CUCACUCCGGGGUGUGGGGCGGGCGGGCGCUGCGGCUGCCGGGGCCGCCGCUUCCUCGGGCCAUUUUGCUGAGGAGCGACCCGGAGGAGGAGCCGCCGCGGGGACCCGAGGCGAGGAGCAGGCUGCGGCGGCGCGGGCCCGGGCUUUCCUGGACCGCGGGGACCGCGGGGAUCGCGGGGAUCGCGAGGGGCGAAGGGACCGCCGGGGAGGGGACCGGAGAGCCGCGCCCGCCGCGCGGCGCGCCCCUUCCCGCGCCCUGCACCAUGAGCUGGGGCACCGAGCUGUGGGAUCAAUUUGACAACUUAGAAAAACACACACAGUGGGGAAUUGAUAUUCUUGAGAAAUACAUCAAAUUUGUGAAGGAAAGAACAGAGAUUGAACUCAGCUAUGCCAAGCAACUCAGGAACCUCUCGAAGAAAUACCAGCCCAAAAAGAACUCGAAGGAGGAAGAAGAAUACAGGUACACGGCGUGCAGAGCCUUCCUCUCCACCCUGAACGAGAUGAACGACUACGCGGGGCAGCACGAGGUGGUCUCCGAGAACCUGGCCUCGCAGAUCCUCGCGGGCUUGGCGCGCUAUGUCCAGGAGCUGAAGCAGGAAAGAAAAUCGCAUUUCCACGAUGGACGGAAGGCCCAGCAGCACAUAGAGACCUGCUGGAAGCAGCUGGAGUCGAGCAAGCGGCGAUUCGAGCGGGACUGCAAGGAGGCCGACCGGGCCCAGCAGUACUUUGAGAAGAUGGACGCGGACAUAAACGUCACGAAAGCGGAUGUCGAAAAGGCACGACAACAAGCUCAAAUCCGGCACCAAAUGGCAGAGGACAGCAAAGCUGAUUACUCAUCGAAUCUUCAGAAAUUCAACCAUGAGCAGCGCGACUAUUACCACACUCACAUUCCCAACAUAUUCCAGAAAAUACAGGAGAUGGAGGAGCAGAGGAUAGUGAGGCUCGGAGAAUCCAUGAAGACCUAUGCAGAAGUCGACCGGCAGGUGAUUCCCAUCAUCGGGAAGUGCUUGGAUGGAAUAGUGAAGGCGGCCGAGGGCAUUGAUGGGAAAACUGACUCGCAGCUGGUCAUAGAGGCUUACAAGUCAGGGUUCGAGCCGCCCGGAGACAUCGAAUUUGAGGACUACACGCAGCCCAUGAAGCGCACGGUGUCGGAAAACAGCCUCUCCAACUCCAGAGCCGACAGCAAAGCGGAGCCCAAGUUCGGGGGCAAACCCAAAGGGAAGCUGUGGCCGUUCAUCAAGAAAAACAAGCUUAUGUCCCUCUUAACAUCCCCCCAUCAGCCUCCCCCUCCCCCCCCUGCCUCUGCCUCACCCUCUGCUGUUCCCAACGGCCCCCAGUCUCCCAAGCAGCAAAAGGAACCCCUCUCCCAUCGCUUCAACGAGUUCAUGACCUCCAAACCCAAAAUCCACUGCUUCAGGAGCCUAAAGCGAGGGCUUUCUCUCAAGCUGGGCGCGGCGCCCGAGGACUUCAGCAACCUGCCGCCCGAACAGAGGAGGAAAAAGCUCCAGCAGAAGGUGGACGAGUUAAAUAAGGAGAUGCAGAAGGAGAUGGACCAAAGAGAGGCCAUCACCAAGAUGAAAGACGUGUACCUGAAGAACCCUCAGAUGGGAGACCCCGCCAGUCUGGACCACAAGCUGACCGAAGUCAUCCAGAACAUUGACAAGCUGCGGCUCGAGGCCCAGAAGUUUGAGGCCUGGCUGGCGGAGGUGGAGGGCAGGCUCCCGGCCCGCGGCGAGCAGCGCAGGCAGAGCGGCCUGUACGACGCCCAGCCCGCCCCGGCCGUCAACAACUGCGCGCAGGCCCGGGAGAGCAGCCCGGAUGGCAGUUACACGGAGGAGCAGAGCCAGGAGAGCGAGGUGAAGGUGCUGGCCACGGACUUCGAUGACGAGUUUGACGACGAGGAGCCGCUGCCCGCCAUCGGGACGUGCAAGGCGCUCUACACCUUCGACGGCCAGAAUGAAGGGACCAUCUCAGUCACGGAAGGAGAGACGCUGUACGUCAUCGAGGAAGACAAGGGGGACGGGUGGACCCGCAUUCGGAGGAACGAAGACGAAGAGGGCUACGUGCCCACGUCCUACGUCGAAGUCUAUUUGGACAAAAAUGCCAAAGAUUCCUAAGGCGCCGAGGAGCCGGGGCCGGAGCCGGAGCCGUCCCAGUGGAACCCUCCGGGCUGCUUGUCUCCACGACCAGGCUGGGAGCCUGGCCGGGCCACCGAGCGGCCGCGUCUUCGGGCCAAAGGGAUGGCCCUGCUGCAGCCGCCUGCCUCCGCUUUCCUUUCUCCACAGCAUGCUCCCGCCGCUCCCGUGGCCUCCAUCCCGGCCCCCACCCAGCAGGACCACGGAAAGAGCGGGCACGGCUCCCCCCACACACACUCCGGCCCCGGCCUGUCCUCCCAGCGGCUCCGGCCCGUCCACGGUUCACGCUGUGCCUUCGGUGACAACCUGCCGCCCGUCUCCCGGGAGACCACGGAGCCUGGGCAGGAGGGCCGGACCCGCCAGGCGGACUGCGCCCGGCGCCCGUGACGUGGUCCCUCACCUGGGCCCAAGCCCAUCGCCCGUCCGUGGGCCUUCCUGACGCGGGACCUGGCCUCAGGCUGAGCGUCGGCCCUCGCAACACCUCACGGCCUGAGAGCCUCACACAUACAUGUAUAUCCGUGUGUGCACAUGCAUGCACACAGUUUUGGUUGGGGCCCUGCCUUCAGUGGGUCCACACUGGAAGUCGAAUUCCAGUCCUCGGCCCCACCCUGCUGUCCCCAAGAACGGCAGCUGUGGCACCGGGUGGCCGAGGAGCGCCCCCACACUCUGCGUGAACUCGCUGCACAGUGAGAGCUCCCCCCUCUGGGGUUCCAAGAUCUCCGCCUCGAGGAUCCCAGUGCUUCCGUCGCCAAAGGUCCUUUGUGCUGCCCUGGGUGUGGCCUGCGGCUCAGCCUCCACUUCCGUCUUGUGCUCUGGGCCACGCAGACACGGAACUCCCUGCGUUUGCCUCCUGGGCUGCCUCUCCUUCGGCGCCACUCACGCCCCGGGCGGCGGGGCUUCUGUUUGGGGGCCGCAGGCCGGGAGCUCGGUGGAGCCAGGGGUGUGGGGUAGCUCGGUGUCACCUCCUGCAUCCUCAGUUCUCAUCGUGGAUAAGUCCAAGACAAGGCAGUCUCCUAGGAGCCAGAGGGUAGGGAUGGGGCCGGUCCUGAGGGGCGGGCCCGUGGCCAGUAGGAAGAUGGCUCCUCUCGGCAAACCCGGGGUGACCGCACACCACCCUCUGGUUAGCUCACCGACCCUGGUGACUAGGCCCUGAGCGAGCUGGUGCCGGGGGAGCAGGGGAAGGAGGUGGCGUCAAGUGGAGUGUGAGUGAGUGGCCACUGGGCCCUCUCACUCUUUCUUCCCAGAAGUGGGGCUGGGCCCAGACCCCGCAGAGGGAGCAGCCAGCACAGCAGAAGCCAGUCCCGGGAGGGGCGGGCUCAGCAGGUGGCUGACACUGCAGCCAGGGUGCCAGAGGAGUUAGACCCCUCCGCCCACAUCCCUGCAAACCCACAGCAGCGUCCAGGGCUGCUCUGGGACAGUGACCUGGUCUCCAGGAUCCAGUCACCUCGUCCGCAGGCCGCUCUCCCACGCUCACGGAUGUUACGGCUCCGAGUCUGCCCCAGAGCCUCGUGCAUGCGCACUGCGUCUUCUGAUGGGUCCGGCCGGGCACUGCCGCAGCCUGGGGGGCAGGCAGAGGCUGCAUCAGCCUGUCCUGUUCACAUCUGUGCUGUUCACGUCUGUGCCGCUCCGUACAGAACAUGCUUGUGUCCCCGCCCCUCUCUCCCUUCCGCACCCCUGCGCCCGACAGCGUGGAGACCCCGUGCCUGCCCCUCGGCGCUCCGCUCUGCCCAGCGGCGAUCCAGGAAGGAAGCGGUUAGCCGCCAGCCCUGCGCGGCCGUUUACUCCCUGUGGAUCCGUGUUACCACGGAGCCCCCGCCUCUCGUAGGAGCCGGACCUCCCCUCGUGCCGCCCGCCUCCCCCGGACGGCUGCCUGUCACUCCGCCGCCGUUAGCAUAUCGUGUAAGCAGGACACAUCUUUAAAGAGCCUGAGACACAGGGACGUGCCCUUUGCCCUCCAGGACGGAACCACGAGGGGCCGGCCCGAGGGAGGGUUUGGUCUGGGCCUGGCGCUCUUAGGCUGCCGGCGUUGACCGUGCCGGCUGGUCUCGCCGGUGGAGCACGGAGGCCUCGCCGGCCUUUGGCGGCAGCUGCCAUCACACGAAGUUUACCGAACGGAGAACGGGACAUGGUCGAUGCUAAGUGUUUUUCCAGAAACGUGGGUUGCGACUAAAUGGCUCCACCUCCUGUGCUUCUGUCAUCAAAACCGUCUUUAUACAAAGUCACCCGACGGGGCGCACCUGGCCACGGCUGGUGUGUGCGGCCCUGGCCCUGGCCCUGGCCCUGGAGGCCCCGCGGCGUGGCCACGGCCAUUGCCAAGGCUCCGGAGAUGGAUGAACCCGAACACAGGCCACGGGAAGGCCGCCUCGGACCUGCACCUCCAUGUUAAUCUCGUGUCAAAUAAACGUCUCCCUGGC
This is a messenger RNA of Pipistrellus kuhlii (Kuhl's pipistrelle), 4549 nucleotides long. It is a transcript of the gene FNBP1, whose product is annotated as formin binding protein 1. The transcript is spliced from 17 exons. NCBI's taxonomy places the organism in Eukaryota, Metazoa, Chordata, Mammalia, Chiroptera, Vespertilionidae. The coding region runs from base 264 to 2117 and encodes 617 amino acids. Gene Ontology annotation, biological process: endocytosis; signal transduction. Gene Ontology annotation, molecular function: protein binding. The record is from RefSeq and is a predicted model, not a curated record.